CCCGUAGUGGGGCGGGUCCUGCUGGGAUAAGACCCACUGCCCCGCCCCGACGAGGGUGUGAUCUCCGCGGCCUCCGAGGACGAGCGCAACCCGGUUCGGCACCGAGCGAGGAAUUCCUGCUUGGGUGACUGAACUCUGAUCUUGACAUAGAGUCAUGGCCAUGGCAAGCAAAGGUGGCACCAUCAAAGCUGCAUCAGGAUUCAAUGCCGCUGAAGAUGCCGCGAGCCUGAGGAAGGCCAUGAAAGGGCUGGGCACUGAUGAGGAUGGCAUUAUUAAUAUCCUGGCCUAUCGCAACACCGCCCAGCGCCAGGAAAUCAGGACGGCCUACAAGUCCACCAUCGGCAGGGACCUGAUAGACGACUUGAAGUCAGAACUGAGUGGCGACUUUGAGCAGGUGAUCGUGGGGAUGAUGACGCCCACUGUGCUGUAUGACGUGCAGGAGCUGAGGCGGGCCAUGAAGGGAGCCGGCACGGAUGAGGGCUGCCUGAUUGAGAUCCUGGCCUCCCGGUCCGCUGAGGAGAUCCAUACAGCUAAUUAUUCUCUCUUGCUAGAAUAUGGACGGAGCCUUGAGGAUGACAUUUGCUCUGACACAUCGUUCAUGUUCCAGCGAGUGCUUGUAUCUCUGUCAGCUGGUGGCAGGGAUGAAGGAAAUUAUCUGGAUGAUAAUCUCAUGAAACAAGAUGCCCAGGACCUGUACGAGGCUGGAGAGAAGAAAUGGGGGACAGAUGAGACGAAAUUUCUAACUGUUCUCUGUUCCCGGAAUCGAAAUCAUCUGUUGCAUGUGUUUGAUGAAUACAAAAGGAUAUCACAGAAGGACAUUGAACAGAGUAUUAAAUCUGAAACAUCUGGUAGCUUUGAAGAUGCUUUGCUGGCUAUAGUCAAGUGCAUGAGGAACAAACCUGCAUAUUUUGCUGAAAGGCUUUAUAAGUCUAUGAAGGGCUUGGGCACCGAUGAUGACACCCUUAUCAGAGUGAUGGUUUCUCGAGCAGAGAUUGAUAUGCUGGACAUCCGGGCCAAUUUCAAGAGGCUCUAUGGAAAGUCUCUGUACUCCUUCAUCAAGGAUGACACAUCCGGAGAUUACAGGAAGGUGCUGCUAAUUCUCUGUGGAGGAGAUGAUUAAACUAAAAUCCAUGAAGGAUGGGAGGAUCCCCAAAGCUUUGAAUUUUUUUUUAACUUCAUUUUUCUACACUGCUAUUAGCGUUAUCUCAGAAUGCUUAUUUCCAAUUAAAACGCCUACAGUUGCCUCCUAGGAUCUAGACUGUCUGUAUUAUUAUUCAUCUAUAAUUAGUCGUUUUGAUGCUUUAAAGCUGUACUUGCAUUUCAAAGCUUAUAAAACCUGAAAGGAAAUUUAAAAUUAUAAAUAAAAAUGUACUCCAUGCUUCUACUAAAUUUCUUCCUUGGUUGUGUUUCAGAGAAAUUGGAAUAUAUUGAAUCAUUUCACGUUUUCUGUUUGGUGAAGAGUUGUUAAAAAACUGAAGGACUAGAAGCCUUUUCUAAAAUCAUCUUUCUUCCCUAAUCCUAUUUUUUGUGUGCUAAUAACUUCUUGAUUUGAAAUUGUGAGCAGUUAGUAAGAAUAGCCAUCUAGUUUGCUAUUUUACAGACAUAGACUGAAAUCAUCCACAAAUGCCCUUCGUUUAGGUUUCGUCUAUAGACGUCUAUUAGUUAACUUACUAAGCUUGGCGUGGGAGACUUCUCCCAAUCACCUGUUAAGAUCACUUACUCUCUCCAGGUUGGCGUAUACCAAAAUCACCAACUUGUCUGAACAAAUUAAAUUCUAAAUGUGGUUGUGUAUGUCUGUUUACCAAACGCGACCGUUGAACAUUCCACAGUAUUAUGUCUAAUGUCUUAAUCCAGCUUGAAGACCAGUGGAAAAAAAUUAAGUGUCAUACUACGUAUUCUGGUAAUGGUAUAAUGCUUUGAAUUUAGUUUGACUUAAAAAAAACUUUUUGUGCUAAAAAUAACUUUUGGAGUCUUUUUCUAUUUCAGUGAUUUUUAGUAAUUUGCGUUUGCAUUGUGCCUUCAACUCUAGAAUCAUUCUGAAGGUGUAUUUGGAUUUAAUUCAAAAGUUCAGUUUGUAUACAACAUGGAAAAAUAAUUUUAAUAAAACAUGGUGUCUUUAAAAUGA
Molecule: messenger RNA, 2125 nt
Organism: Trichechus manatus latirostris (Florida manatee)
Lineage: Eukaryota; Metazoa; Chordata; Mammalia; Sirenia; Trichechidae
Gene: ANXA4
Product: annexin A4
Exons: 13
Coding region: 155-1120 (321 amino acids)
Cellular component (GO): cytoplasm
Molecular function (GO): calcium ion binding; calcium-dependent phospholipid binding
Source: RefSeq, a predicted model, not a curated record